Molecule: messenger RNA, 1535 nt
Organism: Nothobranchius furzeri (turquoise killifish)
Lineage: Eukaryota; Metazoa; Chordata; Actinopteri; Cyprinodontiformes; Nothobranchiidae
Source: RefSeq, a predicted model, not a curated record
UGAAAACCUUGUGAUUCUGCAGCUGAUCUACUGAAAUCUGCCUUCGCUGCGGUCCACCAGUGGGGGGAGCUGCGAAGCUGCCCUGGAGCCGCUGAGCCAGCAGGGGUCCGGUAAGAAGAGGAGGGAGGAGAAACCGGACACCGACUCUCAGAGCCGCUCCUGGCAGGUCAGAGUGAAGCAGAACCCGUGGGAGGCAAGCAGCAGCGGAGCGGCUCUCAAGAGUUACACCGAGGAGCAGGAGCCGAGGAGCGGCGGAUGUUCCGCUCCCUCUCCCAGGACUUUAACUGGGUCUCAGCCUUUCAUCGGACCCUCCCGCAGUGUAACGGAGUUCCCGGGAAAGUGAAAGAAGUCCCGGUAUCGGCAGCUUGACAGCUGCUGAAAUGAAGAACAACUCCGAUAAACGGGCUCCAUCGGAAUCAGUACAGCAGAACUCGCCACCAGAAAAAGUGGGAUGGAUCAGGAAGUUCUGUGGGAAAGGGAUCUUCAGAGAGAUCUGGAAGAACCGCUUUGUGGUUCUGAGAGGAGAUCAGCUGUUUAUAUGUGCCAAAGAGGUGAAGGAGCUCAGUCGGGCUGAUGAGGUGUUGGACCUGUCGGACUACGAGCGUUGCGAGGAGAUCAGGAAGCUCAAGAGCCGCAGCAAAAAGAACCACAGCAAGUUCAGACUACAGCGCUGCAGCACACCAGGCAAUACGGUACCAAACCUGGUCUUCCUGGCUGUCAGUCCUGAGGAGAAAGAGUCAUGGAUUAACAUUCUGAACGCCUCCAUCACCAAAGCCAAGAAUCGGAUCCUGGAUGAGGUAAUGGUGGAAGAUUCUCAGCUGUCUCACCUGACACGCGACCGAGUGAGGAGUGAUCAACAGGAAGUGAACAUUACAUUUACAAAGCCCUCCCUCUCACACCUUGUUUUCAGAGUGGUGCUCAGGUCGGUAUGUUGGACCUGAAGUUUAAUAUUAGCCGCCGUUCUGGUCGGAUCGACAAUGCAAGAACAGAUGAACAGCUGAGUACAUAAAGCCAAAAGGGAGAAAAUGUUUCAUUGCUGAAGGACUCAGGUCCAGACCAAGAGCUUUUCCAGAACUUUUACAAAAGAAACCGUUAACAUGGACUCACUCCAUGUGUGGUUUGUUUGGAUGAGCACCUGCUGCACUGAGGAACCCAACAAUGUCUCAGUGUAGGGUGUUCAUCUACAGCCUGAACAUUGUGAGACAGUGGUCAUCAAAGCAACAGUGACAGGUUGGUUCUGAUCCACCGCAGUUCAAAAAUUUGUCAGACAGAAAGGUUCUGUGGUUGUAGAUGGGACAACUUUGUGACCUCCAGAAGUUUAUUUUUGUAAAGAUUUUGUACCCGUGUGUUCUGCGGCCCGGUUCUGUUGCCGUUUGUAGCAAUGAGAGUUUUUUCACAGCUGAAAACACAAACUAGGUUCUGCUUCAGCAGCUGGAUGACUGUUGAGGCCUUAAAAACUGCAGGGGAUGGUGGGAAAUGCAGUUCAUCUGAGUUCUGAGCAGAAUCUGUACUAAAAUAAAUGCUGUAAACCUGGA